AUGUCGUACGGUCAGAACAACUAUUCGUCCUACGGGGGAAACCCAUAUCAGAACGGUCCCGAUGCUGAGGCAGGAUACAACCCGCAGCAGGGAGGCACUGGAAACCCAAACCUUCAACAUGAGAUGUCAAACUAUUCGCAGGCCUCAGAUUAUUCCCAAGCAACCCCCGGUGCCGCCGCGCCUCAUGUCUCCUCCGUCCUCUCGCAACAAGACUUCCUCUCGCGCGUUGACUAUGCGAAAUCCGAGAUUCGAGCUCUGAGUGCCAACAUUCAAGACAUCGCCUCGCUCCACCAACGCGCACUCGCAUCCGCAGACCAAAACUCAUCCGCACAACUCGAGGGACUCGUUACGCAGACGCAGCUCAAGAAUACGCAGAUUAGGGAUCAAAUCAAGUUUCUCGAGGCCGACGCAAUCAAGACACAAGAUGGCACCAGAAGCGUAAAGUCGCGCCAGGCGAAGCAGUUGAAGGAUCAGUUCGAGAAGGCGUUGAAAGACUACCAGCAGGAAGAGGUUGGAUACCGCCAACGUUAUCGUGAUCAGAUUGCGAGACAAUACAAGAUCGUCAAUCCUGAAGCCUCGGAGUCAGAAGUUAGGGAAGCCAGUGAACUCGAUUGGGGUUCUGAGGGUGUAUUCCAGACUGCACUCAAAUCUAACCGUACCGGCCAAGCCUCUUCUGUUCUUGGUGCUGUUCGCGCCCGUCACAAUGAGCUCCAGCGCAUCGAAGCAACACUCACCGAUCUCGCUGCCAUGUUCGCCGAUAUGGCUCAGAUCGUCGAGGCACAAGAUCCUAUCAUCGAGCAUACCGAGGAGAACGCCGUCCAAACCGCGGAGGAUGUUGACAAAGGAAACGAGCAGAUCGACAAAGCCAACGAGCACGCUAGAAGACGUAGACGUAAUAAGUGGUGGUGCCUGCUCAUCGUUGUUCUUAUCAUCAUCGCAAUUGCUCUUGGUGUUGGAUUGGGGGUUGCGCUCACAAACAGAAAGUAG
Molecule: messenger RNA, 987 nt
Organism: Glarea lozoyensis ATCC 20868
Lineage: Eukaryota; Fungi; Ascomycota; Leotiomycetes; Helotiales; Helotiaceae
Product: t-snare protein
Exons: 3
Coding region: 1-987 (328 amino acids)
Biological process (GO): exocytosis; vesicle fusion; intracellular protein transport
Cellular component (GO): endomembrane system; plasma membrane; SNARE complex
Molecular function (GO): SNAP receptor activity; SNARE binding
Source: RefSeq, a predicted model, not a curated record